GCCAUUCUUGCCUCUCUGGCCCGCACCGCCGGCGAGCUGGUAGAUAUCCCAGAGUUCCGCUCGUCGGAGGUCCUUCCGCCGCGGCAGCCAUUGUAGAACAGCAGCCAUGGCUCUGCGCUACCCCAUGGCCGUGGGCCUCAACAAGGGUCACAAGGUGACCAAGAACGUGGGCAAGCCGAGGCACAGCCGCCGCCGCGGGCGUCUCACCAAACACACCAAGUUCGUGCGGGACAUGAUCCGGGAGGUGUGUGGCUUCGCCCCUUACGAGCGACGCGCCAUGGAGCUGCUCAAGGUCUCCAAGGACAAGCGGGCCCUCAAGUUCAUCAAGAAGAGGGUAGGUGGGGCUCCCGUGCGGGACCCGGUCUGGGACUCGGGGCUCAGGCUCACGGCCCCCCUUGCCCGGCAGGUGGGGACACACAUCCGCGCGAAGAGGAAGAGAGAGGAGCUGAGCAACGUCUUGGCAGCCAUGAGGAAAGCGGCAGCCAAGAAGGAUUGAGCCCUUCCCCUCUGUUCACAAUAAAUCUUGCCAAAAACUCGG
Molecule: messenger RNA, 538 nt
Organism: Odocoileus virginianus texanus
Lineage: Eukaryota; Metazoa; Chordata; Mammalia; Artiodactyla; Cervidae
Source: RefSeq, a predicted model, not a curated record